AUGCCUAAUUGUAUAAUUACAACGAACCUCUGGUUCAACGGCAAUGCUGAAGAAGCCGCCAACCACUACAUCUCCAUCUUUGAGAACUCGUCCGUCACACAAGUUCACCGCUUCCCCUCAUCACCCACCCCGUCUGCCGUCAGUUUCACCCUCAACAAUGCUCCCUUUGUGGCCAUCAACGGUGGCGAAGGAAUUCGGUUCACGCCAGCAGUCAGUUUCCAGGUGGAAUGCGACACCCAAGAGGAGGUGGACUACUACUGGGAGCGGCUCGGUGAGGGAGGGGACGAGAAGAAAAGGGCGGCUGGAUGGCUGGUCGACCGGUACGGUGUCAGCUGGCAGAUCAGCCCGAGGGGACUCGGGACUACCAUGGGCGAAGAGGGAGGAGAGAAGGCAGCCAAGGUGGCCGAGGCUAUCCUGGGGAUGACGAAGAUUGACCUGGCGACAUUGGAGAAGCUACGAUGA
Messenger RNA from Emericellopsis cladophorae, 462 nucleotides. RefSeq lists its product as uncharacterized. NCBI's taxonomy places the organism in Eukaryota, Fungi, Ascomycota, Sordariomycetes, Hypocreales, Bionectriaceae. Bases 1 to 462 code for a protein of 153 amino acids. The record is from RefSeq and is a predicted model, not a curated record. The transcript has a single exon.